GGUGGCAGAUCAAAAUGCAAACACUCUGAAUAAAUAUUGUAAUUAUAAACAUACAGUGUCAAUAGGUUGUUCAGGUACAACACAAAUAGAAUUCGAGGUAGAAUAUCAAUUGCACACAUUGUAUCGUGGCGCAUCGUUCAAACCGGAAUAUUUGUUAUAGAAUUGUUUGAAUUGAUGUAGUGCAAGGAGGUUCAUUGUUAACGAUCGUUCCACAAAAACGGAAACAGUGCAAUAGAAGAUUUCAAACCAAGCUAGAAUACAUUGAAAAUAAGGGCCGAAAUGGAUAUGUUGGCCGAGCAAUGCCCAGGGCACAGCACCGGAACGGCCGCGCAUUUAUUUAUGACUUUAUUACAAGCGCUUGUUGCAUCGCAAUGCGGCAUUUCGAAUCCAGAAAUGUGGCCUGAAGAUUACGGACCAAAGCUAUCAGAUGACGCGGAAUACGAUUUCAUAGUAGUUGGGGCGGGUUCAGCAGGCUCAAAAGUCGCCGGACGGCUGAGCGAUAACCCCGAUUGGAAAAUAUUACUCGUCGAAGCCGGAGGCAAUCCGCCAGUUAACUCAGAAAUUCCGGGACUUCUAUUCUCAAUUCAGAAUACGAAAGAUGACUGGCAAUAUUACACAGAACCAAGUCAAGACUACUGCAUAAGCUUCAAGAAUGGAAGAUGUUUUUGGCCACGAGGAAAGAUGCUAGGAGGAUCGUCUGGAAUGAAUGCAAUGCUUUAUAUUAGAGGAAACAGAAAGGAUUACGAUACAUGGGAAGAACAAAACAAUCCAGGCUGGGGAUAUGAUGACGUAAUAAAGUAUUUCAAGAUGUCGGAGGAUUUUAGGGCCUCCCAAAUAACAGGGGCAGACCAUGAAAAAUAUCAUGGAAAAGGUGGCGGACUGAAAAUCGAUAUCUUUGAUAAUAAGGAACCCUUUAAAAAGCAUUUAAUAUCAGCAGCGGAGGAGCUUGGCUAUUCUUAUUUAGAUGAUAUAAACGGAGAUGUACCAAUAGGAUUUUCUUCAGCUCAAGGUACAUUAGAUCGUGGUACAAGAUGCAGUUCUGCUAAAGCUUUCUUAAAGCGCAAAGAUAAUUUGCAUAUAGUCAAACAUGCACAGGCAACAAAAAUUCUUUUCGACAAAGAACGAGCUACAGGCGUAGAACUUAUUAUUAAUGGAACGAUUCGUAGCGUCAAAUCUAGAAAGGAAAUCGUCAUAAGUGCAGGAGCUAUAAAUUCUCCUCAAAUCUUACUAUUGAGCGGUAUAGGUCCAAAAGAGCAUUUGCAACGAAUGAAUAUAAAAUUAAAAUUAGAUUUACCAGUAGGAGAAAAUUUGCAAGAUCAUUUUAUAGUUCCUUUAUGGUUAUCGGUAAAUAAAGAAAAAUCUAUAGAAAUUCCACAAGAAAUGAUUAUUGACGCCUUGUAUAUGUACUUUAUGCAUCGCAAGGGUCCACUGGCAGGCACAGGCUUGACCGAUCUAGUCGGUUUUAUAAAUACUGAAGAUCAGAAUGCAAAGUAUCCAAAUAUACAACUACAUUUCAUGUUUUGCAGGAAAAAAGAUCCUUUGCUGCUUCCUGACCUGAUCAAUAAAAUAGGCUAUCAAGAUGAUGUAGCAGAAUUAUUAUUAGAAGAAAACAAAAAAAAUGAUAUCGUCUUAAUAAUACCAACGUUACUAAAUCCGAAAUCUGUAGGUAAAAUUCAACUCAAAAAUAAUAAUUCUACAGAACCUCCAGCAAUAUAUCCAAAUUAUCUGAGUCAUCCCGAUGACAUGAAAACUAUUAUAGAUGGAAUUAAGUUUGUACAGAAGUUUGUUACGACGGAGGCACUGCUUGAACAGAAUUCUGAAUUGAUAGAUUUAAAGUUAUCGAACUGCAUAAAAACGGUUAAAUUUAGCGACGAAUAUUGGCAGUGCGUAGCUCGUAAUACAGGGACGACCCUGUAUCACCCGGCUGGAACGGUCAAAAUGGGUCCGAAAGACGACCCUAGCGCUGUUGUGGACAGUCAGCUGAGGGUGCACGGAAUCAAGGGACUCCGGGUUGCUGACACGAGCAUCAUGCCAAACAUAGUCAGCGGAAACACUAACGCCCCGGCGAUAAUGAUCGGCGAAAAGGCGGCGGAUAUGAUAACGAACAGCUGGACGAUACAGCAUUCAGAACUAUGA
Ctenocephalides felis (cat flea) is the source of this 2136-nucleotide messenger RNA. Its product is annotated as glucose dehydrogenase [FAD, quinone]-like. The transcript has 4 exons. Bases 280 to 2136 code for a protein of 618 amino acids. Gene Ontology annotation, molecular function: flavin adenine dinucleotide binding; ecdysone oxidase activity. The record is from RefSeq and is a predicted model, not a curated record. Lineage: Eukaryota; Metazoa; Arthropoda; Insecta; Siphonaptera; Pulicidae.